Solenopsis invicta (red fire ant) is the source of this 3225-nucleotide messenger RNA. RefSeq lists its product as uncharacterized. The coding region runs from base 343 to 1215 and encodes 290 amino acids. Lineage: Eukaryota; Metazoa; Arthropoda; Insecta; Hymenoptera; Formicidae. The record is from RefSeq and is a predicted model, not a curated record. The transcript has 6 exons.
ACGCCGCGACGCGGGACUCGCGGGAGCGAGCGAGCGAGAAAGAGAGGUUAGGGUUGAGCGAGACGCUCGCCGAGGGGUGCCGCGGGCGAGGGACAACAGAUGUCCUUCCGCAUGACGCACGCGGGGUGGUCGUCCCUGGUCGUUCCUCGGAGAGGUAGUCUCGCGUCUGGUGGUGUCUGCGCGUCGUCGCGGCUGAUAGCGGAGCGUCCUCGCCGAGGACCUCGUACGAGACACGGGUCAAGGGAGGCGCUCGUCCGCGUGAAAUGUACGCGUGAAAUGUCGCUGGAGGUGCGCUGCCGCGUGGCUUUCACCCUACGAAGGGCAUUCUCUGGUUAGCGCGCGAUGUGCGAGGUAUCCAAGGGGCAGCGCAGGACGUUCCGCGACCAGGACCCGCCUCGAAUAUGCAACAAGAGCGCGGAUAACCUGCUGCGGGACGAGCUCGAGUUCUCGCGCUCGACCCCGAGCUCGCCGACGACCCUCCAGCGCGCCGCCAGCCUCGAGAAGUGCUUCAGCGAGCCCGAGUUCUUCCAGAAGCAGCGCGAGCUGCUCUCGAAGCACGAGCAGCGGACGACGAAGGAGAAGGAUGGCGACGACAGUGAGGAAGGCGGCGUCACUACCCCCGGCUCCGCAUCCGGCGCAGCGGACGACGAUUCCGCCGAUACGGCCGACGCCGCGAGCACCGAGGACCUGCUGAGGGAACUCUCCGCCAAAGUGCCUUCCCCUUGCGAACACGCGAGCGAGGUGAUUACUAACGGUCUCAAGUGCGACACGGACGACGUCGACGGUUUGACAAACGGGAAGAAGAUGGCACCGGUUCUGGGCGUACCGCCUCCGCCACCGCCGGCUCCUCACAUGGGACCAGACGGCCUGAUCUUGCCGAGAAAACCGUAUAACCCUUGCCUUAUCUCCACUAAUCAUAAGGACCUUCACAGGGAAUUACUUUUCAAUCAGAAAAUUGGCAAGAACGUCUUGAACCAGAAGAGCGAGCUGCAACGUGCCCUGGAGAAACAGAGGGAGGCUGCGUCGAGGAGGGAGGCUGAGAGGAUCCGCGAGGAAAGUUACAAGGACGAUCCCAGGACUGCCUUGCAAAGGGCGAUCGAGCAGAGAGCGAGACACAUUCAACUGACGCAGGAGCAAUCGCGGACGACGACGGAGCCAAGCAAUCUCCUGAUAACGGCGAGGGCGAAGUUGAGGCCUCGCACCGAGUCCCAGUGAAGCUGGCGAGGAUCGAAGAUCGCGCCCGGGUGAAGGAAACGAUCCGCUCUAAAGACGACUCGUAAUUUCACCCUUUGGCGCCUUAUCGAUCAUAAUCAAUGUACAUAUGCAUAACCCGAUAACAUUGGCACGAGGAUUAUUAGCGGCGUCAUUUGGCGCGCGUCGAGAAGCGCGUGUCGAGAGGCGCGUGUUGCAACGGGCGUUAAGUCUUAAUAGGCGUUAAGAUAAGGCAAUGAGACGUAAUAACGAGCGCGCGUAUUUGAUCGCCAUCGCGAGCGCAAGGAGAGGGUCGCUGGGGAGAGGGGAGGUUCUAUCUCGAUAAUACUUAUUGUUAGCGCGCCUCAUCGUCGCGCCAAUCCGCCGUAAAAUCAUUCCCAAACAACGCGAAGGACCAAACGACGUCGCAUUGUGUCUUGAAGAUUAGGACACUAUCUUUACGACGUGUCAGGGUUUAGGCACCGUAAAUUAUGGUGUCGUAUUUGCGUAUUGCUCUGGAUCAAGUGGCACACAAAUGAUUCUCAUAAAGCGCAUCGCAUAUCGGGUGUCUCGAUGUAUGUACAACAAUACAAUCAGCAACCAACCACGUGUCUUCGUUUAAUAGUAGAUGAGCGUAUGCCAAGCUUAGCUUGACGACCAAUUAAUAUGUCGGCGCGAUAACGUCAUUAUAUAUGGUAGUUAUCGUAAAUACGGUAAUCCAGUUAUAUUGUACGUGUGAACGUCGACUCGGAUAUAAUAACCGGCGUAUUUUUUCUUAUAAAAACGGAGAUUCGUCGCGAGGACAUGAUAGUAACACAGUAGGACAGAUCGACAAUAGAUAGUAGCGGUAGACGGCGAGAUAUAACGCGAAAGAAUUUAUUCGUGGACGACGUAUUGUCGGCAAAAACUGUCUCUGGUCCGAGCCUUUGACCUUAAGCGAUACGUAACGCGUUCUCUUUAAUUCGGAAACGUUCAAAAUUCAUGUUACAAAAAUGACGCCGAUGGAACAUUCGUCCCCGCAAUGAUAAUAAAAACCAUUAAUUCGCUACGGGCAAAACGAUACCAUGGUACCAAUCGCUCGAGCACGAGUUAGGGCAUCCGCGAUACGUAUCCACGUCUCUGGACGAGUUCUUUUCGUGCCGAAAGCGCGACGAUCCCUGCCCUACCCUCUUGAAAGUCCACGAUCCUCGACGCGAUUUCGGGCACGUAGAAAGAGUGUAUUUUGUACGAGGUUUAGCUCGCCGACGGUGGCAUUAUUUCGUCUUUAUCUUCGAUUGGAAACAUCGUGGAACAAGCCUCUUCAAGCUAAACUAUAAUAUAGACGAUUUCACGAAAGCAAAGUGUAUAACUAAUCGUACGAUUCGUUGAUAAAGUUGUCGCGGUGACUUCCGACGCCACGAGUUAGCGCAACUGUGACGACAAAUCAUUUGGAAUUUCCAGAUCUUAUACGAAUAUAACAAAAUUUGCAUCGUUACGAUUGUAUGGAAAUGAUGCCACCUGGAAGUAAAGGUAGUUUCCGCGAGGAGACGAAAGAUAAAUGAGUCGGGACCCCGCGGGACCAUGUGUUCUUAUACUUCGUUACACGGUAAUGAGAACGAGAAAUCCGACGUCUGCCUUGCAUAGUAACAAUUAUUAUUAAUCGUAUUUAAGUAUCGAAUCGACGUUUAAUAUUAACUGUAUUUCGUGGCUCAUUAUGUUUGACGAAUCCUGCGAAGGGGCGUGCAGCGCAUCUUAGGUCAAAAAUAAUGUAAGCCGUUAAAUUUGUUACAACUUUAAUUUACCAACCUGGAUCCACAUGAGGAUCUUAUAAUAUGUAAUUCGCGCUUAAGUAAGGAGAUAUAUCCGUAUAUCCAACCGAUAAAGGAGCCACAAAUGGAGGAUACUUUCGUUUUCUUUUUGUACAGUUGUCACAUGUAUGUAUAUGCUAAGUUUCUGUCGUUUUAACAUAAACUUAAUCAUGAUAUAUUCAGGACCUUGAGAGAUCGUCGCAAUGAUAAAAUCUCGGAUUCCAAAUAUAUUUUAUUCAACACUAAA